GGGCGUGCAGCCUAAAGACACGCAAGGGAGUGUCUUGGCACCGAUAAAUAGGGGGUAGCGGGCGAGGACCGUGGUCGAUCCACCUUCUCACUUUCCCCAGGUAGUUGGUAGCAGCGAACCCCUGAAGUGAAGGCCACCCCCAUCAUCAUGGUUCGCUGCAGCAUAGCCUCUAUGCUUUUCUUCGCCCUCCUCCUGGCUUCGGCGAGUGCCAGAUCGCUUGUGGACGAUGCUGAGACCCAUAUUCACAUGGUCACCGACAAGCUCCACGAUCUCGACGCUCACUUGCUGCCCAUCUUAGGCCAUAGUCGCCACGCCAUCGAGUUCGCCCGUUUCGCGCACAGAUACGGAAAACGGUAUGCUUCCACGAAGGAAAUCUUCCAUCGAUUUGCUGUUUUCACAGAGAACUUCGAGCUCAUCCACUCAACCAACAAGAAGGGCCUCCCUUACACUCUCCAAGUCAACCAAUUUGCUGAUUUGAGUUGGGAGGAAUUCAAGACUCGCCAUUUGGGAGCAUCACAAAACUGUUCUGCCACCAAAGGCACUCAUAAACUCACAGAUGCCAUACUCCCUGAAUCGAGGGAUUGGAGGAAGAGUGGUAUAGUCAGCCCCGUGAAAAAUCAAGGCCACUGUGGUUCCUGUUGGACGUUUAGCACUACAGGAGCUCUUGAAGCAGCUUAUGCACAAGCCACAGGGAAGAAUGUUUCUCUGUCAGAACAGCAGCUUGUUGACUGUGCACAGGCUUUCAAUAACUUUGGUUGCCACGGAGGGCUACCUUCUCAAGCAUUCCAGUACAUUAAGUACAACGGUGGCCUCGACACGGAAGAAUCUUAUCCUUAUACUGGGGUUGAUGGCCACUGUAAGUUUUCAGCAAACGAUGUGGGGGUAAAGGUUGCCAACUCUGUUAACAUUACUCAGGGUGCGGAAGAUGAAUUGAAGCAUGCAGUUGGGGUUGUUCGCCCUGUUAGUGUUGCAUUUGAGGUGGUUAGUGGUUUCCGAUUCUACAAAGGAGGCGUCUACACCAGCACCACUUGUGGUAGCAGCCCCAUGGAUGUGAAUCACGCCGUUUUAGCUGUUGGCUAUGGAGAGAAGCAUGGAACUCCAUACUGGCUUAUCAAGAAUUCUUGGGGAAAAGAUUGGGGAGUUGAUGGUUACUUCAAGAUGGAAUUAGGAAAGAACAUGUGUGGUAUAGCAACAUGUGCUUCUUACCCUAUUGUUGACGUGUAAAUUUGAGAAAGUGGAGGGGAAGCUGUUUGAAUGCAAUCAGAAUUUGCUCCGAUUUGCAAGAAAUUGUAAUCCUUAAUGGGGUGGAGUGUUGAACUCUGUGCUACAUUAUUGUCUAUGGAUUGCUUGGCCAUCUAUUAUUAUGUGUA
Molecule: messenger RNA, 1370 nt
Organism: Nymphaea colorata (pocket water lily)
Lineage: Eukaryota; Viridiplantae; Streptophyta; Magnoliopsida; Nymphaeales; Nymphaeaceae
Product: thiol protease aleurain-like
Exons: 8
Coding region: 148-1224 (358 amino acids)
Biological process (GO): immune response
Cellular component (GO): lysosome
Molecular function (GO): cysteine-type endopeptidase activity
Source: RefSeq, a predicted model, not a curated record